GUCUUACCUCGGCUCUCCCCGCCCGGAACCAGUGAUGCCAGGAAGAGGGCGUGGUCACAGACUCUACCAGACGCAAUCUUUAAAAUGUGAAAUGGGCAGAGGUUCCUAUAAGGUGUGAGGAUGUCAUUGUCUAUUCCUCCAUGCAGGAGUGGAAGUAUAUAGAGGAAUACAUACACGGACGUGAUGAUGGAGAAUCGCUGGCCCCUCACAUCACUGGAACUACAUAAAGAUCCAUCUUCUCAUAUUAAGGAAGAAAUGAUCCUACGUGAAGAAGGAACUCACCGAAUCACUGACUCUUAUGCACCUACUGGUCAUACCCAGUAUACAUCUACUUAUAUGAAGGAGGAAUCAGCCUCAUGUGACGGAGGAGACCUCAAACACACUGACAUGUAUACACCCACAGGUCAUACACAGUAUACAGCUACUCAUAUUAAGGAAGAACCAUACUCAUGUGACAGAGAAGACCUCACACACACUGAUAAUUAUACUCCCACAGAUCAUACACAGUAUAUAUCGACUCAUAUUAAGGAGGAACCAGCCUCAUGUGAUGGAGGAGACCUCACAGACACUGACAUGUAUACACCCACAGGUCAUACACAGUAUACAGCUACUCAUAUUAAGGAGGAACCAUACUCAUGUGAUGGAGGAGACCUCAUAGACACUGACAAUUAUACUCCCACAGAUCAUACCCAGUGUACAGCUACUUAUAUUAAGGAGGAACCAUACUUAUGCGAUAGAGGAGACCUCACACACACUGACAUAUAUAUACCCACAGGUCAUACACAGUAUAUAUUUACUCAUAUGAAGGAGGAACCUGUCUCAUGCGAUGGUGGAGACCUCACAGACACUGACAUGUAUACACCCACAGAUCAAGCACAGUAUACAGCUACUCAUAUGAAGGAGGACCCAGUGUCAUGUGAAGGAGGAGACCUCACACACACUAACAAUUAUAGCCCCACAUAUCAUACACAGUAUACAUCUCAUACUAAGGAGGAACCAGUAUCAUAUGAUGGAGGAAACCUGAAACACACUGACAAUUAUACCCCCACAUAUCCUACACAGUAUACAUCUAGUUAUAUUGAGGAGGAAUCAGGACCUUCUACCAAUGGCGAGACAUGUGUUAAUAUACAGAUCAGCUCUGUUAAACACCAAAGAAAAGAACAAAACGAUCAUAUUGAAGAUAAAUCUUGUUCCUGCAUUGAGUGUGAAAACUAUUUUGGGUGUAAUUCGGAGCAUCCACAAUGUCCCGCAGGAGAGAAGCCAUUUUCCUGCUCUGAGUGCGGAAAACAUUAUGUUAGUAAAAAGAAUCUUGUUCGACAUCAAAAGACCCACUUGGGAGACAAACCGUAUACAUGCCCCACAUGUGGCAAAAGUUUUACUGUGAAAUCCAGCAUUAACAGGCAUCAGAUGAUUCACGAACGAGAGCGGCCAUUUUUAUGCUCGGAGUGUGGGAAACGCUUUAAGCUUAAUGCCGAGCUUGCCGCGCACCAGAAAAGUCACACGAGGGAGAGGAAGUAUUCCUGCUCUGACUGUGGGAAAUGUUUUAAAAGUCGUUCAGAACUUGUCAGCCACGUUGUUAACGGUUUGGACUUUACUUAAAUCGUUUAUACACCUGCAAAAUUUCUUCAACCCCACUGUUUUGUACAGUAGAACAUUUCUGAGGGUAUGUCAGAUAAGGUAACAAGACCUCUCACAAGGGUAAUGUUCUCUAUUUCAUUCUCAUUUCCCACCAGACCAGAGCAGGUAGACCACUUCCCCUCACGGCCAUUAGACUGUGCCUCAUAUCAGUCAUACUGUCCCAACGUCAGUUGUAAGAUGGCGGGGUUGGCGGAAGCAUGGUCAAACACUGAGGUGCGUAGUGUGAUCAGAUUUCUACAUGUAAAGGACACAUCAAUAGCCAACUUGUCGAGGUGUACGGUGAUGUCAAAGUCAAAUUGCAUAUUUCGAUAUUUAGAAUACGCUGUGGCAUUUAUUAAUGGAUGCAUCUACGAUGCAUGCGUCGAUCUGGUAGGGCGCGAGUGACCAUAACGGCAAGUUACUGUGCACUUUACGGUAGAAGAUGCAUUUGUUAAUAAAUAUCAUACUGUGACAAAAUAGCAAAUAUUUCUAACACACACUCAAAUGUGGUACUUCCAGGAAUACAUAUCAAAUAGUGUCUUAAACAUAACAGAUUGCUUAAACAGCCAUUGUGAACAUACAAUGUAGUGUUCUUUACUCAUAGGCUUUUCUUUGUUGGGAAGGUAAAUACCUUAUGUGUGUCUAACUGUAAGGACGGACAAUUGAGAGUUGUGUGUUGAGUCAAUAGAUCCUGGACUGUCAUUGUUAAACUAUAGGUCAGAACAAAUAAGAACACAAUAUAACAUACAAAACCCUAAGGAUAGGCAAAUGCCUGAUCGUGUACUCAAACAACACAAGCCAGAACCUGGUUUGCUUAAACCUUUAAAUGAUUUAAGCAAGACCACCACAAGUUGACAUUCAAUAUCGUACAGACCAGACAUUGAUGUAUGAUAUAUCAAAUGUAUAAUAUUUAUAUUCUACACAUAGUUUUAAACACAUCUAACACAUGGUUUAUAUAUAUUUCAUAACGUAAUUGUAAUAGCAGGACACAUAUAUAUAUGUCUCAUGAAGAUGGGAUUGCAUAAAGACAUUGUGUGUGGGGUCAAAUUGUUCAGGGUUACAUAAACAGUAAUCCGGUGGUUGUGAGGAUAUUGUUGCAUACUGCGGCAACAAGUUAUUAGCAAAACCAGAUUACUGUAUGAUAAUGUGGUGGGUUUGACUGGUCCUGGAGCGGGACAUCAGAGGUAAACAAUGGUAAUCACAUUUCAGGAUUUAGGCAUCGCUCACCGGUUGUACUGGAGAUGUCCCACCCCCGGACCAAUGGGAGAAGAGCUUACAUUCCCUAUUGUACUACCUUUUGAACUAUUGUAUAAAAGAGCACACUCCUAGCCCAGGUUGAAAAACUCACCUAUCUCAGAACUAUCACACAUACACUUUCAUACACACACACAUACACUCUCAUUCACACAACCACACACACACUCUCUGCUCUGAUGACUGGCUGCCUGCACCAGGGAAACUUGCGUAUGUAUUAUUGGCUGUAACUUACUCUGACAGUCUGUAUAAUACUUGCUGUUUACCUAUAUUUCUGUACUUGUAUUAUUUUACCUUUUUCUGCUAGUAUUAAAUCUGUAUGUGCGUUGGACCACAUUACAAAUGUAUAUGGGUCCAUAGUUGGAUUCUUUAAGGUAUUUGUGUGUGCAUAACCGCACGUAAGGAAUGCUUCGCAUUUCUAUGCUAACUGCGUCCGCAACAAUAUACUUUGCUUUGUUAUUAAUAUUCAGAACUUAACAGUGAUAAAGUCAUGUCACGGAAACAGGUUUGGGUUUGGUGCACUGCCUUGGACAACAGUAGGACAGACGUUCAAGAUGAGCAGCGAUCCGGCCUCCAUUGGGAGGUACUGGACCAUCCUCCCUACAGCCUGAAUCUGGACACCCGAGUGAUUUCCAUCUCUUUGGACCAUUGAAGAAGUACUUGGGUGGAAAGCGAUUUGAAGUUGAGCAAGCCGUCACGUCCUAGCUUCAGGCUCUUGACACUGAUUUCUUCCAUGUUGGGAUAGAUGCCUUGGUGUAGCAUUGAACAAUUGCUUAGACAAGUAUGGGGAUUAUGUUGACAAAUAAUCUGUACCAAUUCCAUACUCUUGAUUAUACGUAUAUGUACGAGUUGAAUACAUUUACACGAUGAGA
Pseudophryne corroboree (corroboree frog) is the source of this 3743-nucleotide messenger RNA. Its product is annotated as oocyte zinc finger protein XlCOF8.4-like. Gene Ontology annotation, molecular function: RNA polymerase II cis-regulatory region sequence-specific DNA binding; DNA-binding transcription factor activity, RNA polymerase II-specific. The record is from RefSeq and is a predicted model, not a curated record. Lineage: Eukaryota; Metazoa; Chordata; Amphibia; Anura; Myobatrachidae. The transcript is spliced from 3 exons. Gene Ontology annotation, cellular component: nucleus. Bases 184 to 1599 code for a protein of 471 amino acids. Gene Ontology annotation, biological process: regulation of transcription by RNA polymerase II.